AUCUCGCGCCAAUUUUUGGUGGGGCGUAAAUAUAGCGAACAACAACUGAUAGUUUUAUUUUACAAUUUGGGUGUUUAUCAGAAUAAUUUUUCGAAAUCGCCACACAGAGGGAUAGAACAUUUCACAGCAACGCAUGUAGAAAAUUUAAUGAAGUUGGAUCAUUAUGUCAAGGGAAAAGCAACCUCUAUUGCCCAAUGGCUUUGAUUUAGCUAGUCUUCAAGAUCUGGAUAAUGAUUCAGAUGCUGAGGCAGCGUAUGAAUCCUUCAGGACUGACCAAGGUGUCCCAACAUUUUCACAGGAGAGUGAUCCAGGUGUGACCCUGUCUCAGGGCUCCACCUGUUCACACCAAUCACAAAGAGAUGAAUAUACCAAUCAGUGUCUGCAGUCACAGACUGAUUAUGAUCUCACAGACUCUGUACUGAAAGAAAACCUUGCAAUUCCUGAUUCACUUUCAGACGUUAUUCAGGAAGCAGAGAACAUGGUGCACACUCAGGUACUCUCCAGUGAGAACUUUGUCCAGCCUUUACAAAAAAUGUCCAGGCCUCCUUUGGGUGUUUGUAACCGUAAUAUACCAGCAGAGGACAGUGCUUUUUUGAGUCCAGUUACUCCAACAAAAGCAACAGAUUUGAAUGUAGAUCCGUUAACUCCUACUGCCAACUUGAAGAUUUUGAUCAGCGCAGCAAGUCCAGAAAUAAGGAAUAGAGACAAUAAAAAGAAAGAACUUUUUAAACAAGAGGAGAUGGCAUUAGGACAGUCCUCGGAUUCUUGGACAGGCAGUGAAUCCCUUUCCUCAGAUUGCCAUUUUGAAGAUGGAGAUGAUGAUAAAAAUUAUUUGCAAGGAGGGUUAAGCAGGAAAGAUAAAUCUUUAGGACUGCUUUGUCAAAGGUUCUUAUCCAAGUUUCCAGAAUAUCCAGCGCAGUCUGAGAUCAUUGAGAUAUCUCUGGAUAGUGUGGCCAAGGGUUUGGGUGUUGAAAGACGGCGUAUCUAUGACAUUGUGAAUGUUCUGGAGAGUGUUGAAGUUGUAAGCAGACAGGCUAAAAAUAAAUAUUUGUGGCAUGGUAAAACUAAUCUGCCCCACACAUUGGCAAGACUGAAGACUCUUGCCAAACUGGAGGGUUUUGCUGAGAAGAUUGAAAGAAUGAAAGAAUUUGAGAUGAGCAGAGAUGUAGACAGUGGUGAUGAGUUUGAGUUUCCCAGCAAAUUAAGCACAAUGUCGGUCCAGGAGAGCCUGUCCUUUCAGAACCAGGAGAACAUGGAUGCCUAUGCACAGGCUCAUCUGAGAAAAGACAGAUCUCUAGGAAUUAUGAGUCAGAAGUUUCUGAUGUUAUUUUUGGUGUCAAAGCCCAAAAUGCUAAAUUUGGAUCUUUCUGCCAAAAUACUCAUUGGGGAUCCAAAUAUUGACCGGACAGAUGGCUCAAAAUUUAAAACUAAAAUUAGAAGACUUUAUGACAUAGCCAACAUUCUCACCAGUCUGAACCUAAUCAAGAAGGUUCAUGUAACAGAAGUCAGGGGUAGAAAACCAGCUUUUAUGUAUAUUGGACCAGAUCUCAGCAGCUUGAGUGAAGUAACAGCAUGUUCGGCAGAUGGAAGUGAAAACCAUCGACCUAGUACAAAACACUCCAUGUUGGACUGUGUUAUGAACCCUAAGGUGUGUGGACUAACAAGUGCUCAGAAAACCCCUGCUCCUCUUCACCCCAAAAACUCCUUAAUAAACCAGGCUGUUGGUCCAGUAGUAUUAAAUAAGCUGGAAUCUGGAGCAGUGCCAGUUCCAGUCCCUAGAGAAGACAAAGGCAGAGUCCAGUCCAUCAAACAAGAAGAACGAAGUACCAAACUGACUGGGAAAAAAGGGUUUACUAGACAUUCAUCUUUUGAACUCAUCUGCAAGGCUGCAGAGGAUGAAAGAAGCAAAUUGUACUCAAAUGCCUCAAGUCCUGGCACACUAUCACGUAGUCAAGGUAACAUUCCAAUGACCCUAAAAUCACUGCUAGACAGAAAAGAACCUCUUAGUCAAUCAAACAUGCACACAACAGAAAAUUUGGCACCCAGGACAGAGAUUCCAUCCAAGAAAACACCAACAUCUCUGCCUGAGCAGCAACCAGUGACCAGAAAGCGCAUUGUGAUAAUCAAAGGAGACAAGAGGGUUCACAUCAUGCAGGAGAAUAUCCCCAGUGGUACAGCUGUCCGAAAGGUCACUCUGACUCCUGUUGGGCCAUCUAUGAUCAAAGGUCAAGAGCAAAAGUCCAGUGAAAAGAUCAUAAUUAAGACAGUACCUGAUGACAAGGGUUCUGGAAAAGUGUCUGUAUCCAAGGACCAGCUGACAGCAGUACUGCAGCCUGUGAAUCGGACCACAACCCACGCUGAGCAUACUGAUGUAAAGCCAGAGAAUUUGGCCCCUUCCAUUGUAACUGGUGAGCAAUUCACAUCUGUAAGUGAAGCUGCAGUGCGUCGUAGCAAAAGAACUGUGCAGCAGCACCAUCUUGCUGGAGACUUCCAUUAUGAGAUGCCAGGCAAAAAGAUCAAGGUUGAUCAACAAGUAGCAGCAGACAAUCCCAAUGUACACCAGUCAAAGCAUGAAAGCCAAAGCUCACCGGAAAACACCUGCUCUGCUCAAGAUUCUGAAGUGGCAAAUAUCACCCAGCGGCCAGUUGAGAGGACAAGGAGGGAGAGUAAAGGAAGACCUUCCCCUCUACGAGCACUACACCUGCAGGCAGAGUUCUGGUCAUCUCCUCCACUGUCACAUCUACCUAUCCCACCUGCCCAGUCAUCAGAUGUGGUGACCAAGGUCUCUGAGGGGGACCUGGAGUUGGCAUCCCCUUUACCCAUAGAGGAACAGCAGUAUGGUGGUGGUAGUGGUGAUUGUGAAGUCGAGAAAGUUAAUACACAUGUUGGCCAACAGAACAGUUGCUCUGCCAUGCAUGCAGUUGCCCCACAGAUGUUCAUGCAAACCCAUCAGCACUCAGAUUGUUCAGUGUUUAAGUUCCCAGUCCAGGUCUCCUCAACAGCAGCAUCAUAUCAACUGCCCAUUUCUCCUGGGUAUUUUCAGGUUUCUAAAGUCCCAGCUUUUUUCCCUCAUCAUCAUCAUCAUCCUCAUCCUCCUGUACCUUUCUCUGCCCCCUCCCAGUGGUAUGGAAGGUCAUCAGUACAGUUUAUGCCAGGGGGUUUCAACACCGGUCCAUUGCAUGUUAUCCCACCAGCUGAGAUCUUGUCCCCACCAGCUCUAAGCCCCUUCAGCAGCUCUCCAAGCCCCAACAGCAGUUCUAAUGUGUUCUCAUUUGGUAACCCAUCUGAUCUUAGGACACCAGAAGCUGUCGAGAAGCGUCCAUUUUCUUCCUCUUCUUCCAUGUCUCAAACCUCGCCGCUCGGUGACCUAAGUUCACUUACGCCUAGUAUUUCACAGGUGCCACUGUUGAAUAUUUCUCCAAAGAACAAAUCUGUUCUUACUGCUGGAGAAAGUUGCUCAGUUACCAGCUAUCAUUCCGCUCUAGGAAUGGCAACACCACAGCAGAUGCAUAAUUCUUCUGUUUCACAAUAUGCAGAUCCACUUUCUUAUCCCAGGACUCCAGGAUUUGUAACCCCUGAUAGUUCACAGAAUAUUCCCCAUACUGUAACUGGAAAUAUGUCCACCACUGCUAGACAUCUUCAGUUACUUAACAACAACAAUAAUAUAUGUGGAUGAAAUUGAGUUAUAGCAAUAAGUGAUAAAUAUUGAAUAAGGUUGCAAUGGAUGUUUCUUUGUUAUAUUACUUGACUGUUUCCUGUAUGGCAUUAACACUAGGGGAAAAUGUAUUGUUACUUUUACUACCUUAUCUAAUGCCCAAGGAAGUGAAAUUAAACUUGUGUUUGUAUGGUUUUAUGAGUGGCAGUAUUUAAACAGUAUUUAAAGUAAUUAAGUUAUUUUUCAGGUAUAAUAAUUUAAUUUUAAUGGUUUGUAGACAUUUACUGUUGCACUUUGAUUUUAAUAAUUAGUAAUCAAACUUCAGCAACAAAAGCAAGUUGUUUUAAAUAUUUCAUUUUGAAUAUUUUUAUAUAUGCCAAGUUUAAAAUGAGCACAUGGUUAUAAGUAAAGCACAAUCUUUUUAUGAUGUAUGCCAACAUGCUUCUAUAAAUGUUUUGAUAUUUGUACAGCAUCUUGUACAAAUUGGAAAUUAGUUUUCUUUAUUAUUUAAAGAAUUUUCAUCUGUAUAUUGUUUAAUUUCAAAUGACAAGUUAGUAGGUCAAGGACCUGAUGUAUUUGUAGUGUUAUAUUGUUAUACAGCAGCUAUGUACUCUCACUAGCUUUAGACUACAUUCUUUGUCAUAUUGGUUGUGGGUGAUAUGACAUGUAAAAACAACUAGAACCAGUGAAAUUUGCUCAUGAAUGAGGCAGCAGUUAAUACCAACCAUAGCUAUCCAUUUACCAGGUAAUUCUUCAGGGACCAAUAGGUUAUUAACAUUAGUGCAAGAAACAUUAUCUUUUGAUAAUAUUUAGUUAUGAGAAGUUGUAUAUCUGUUAGAUAUAGGGAGAUAUUAGGUGCUUCAUUUGUUUUGUAUUGCAAUUUUUAAUCCAGUGUGUUAGUGUUAAAACUAAAAGGAUGUACAGCACACACAAAGGAAUGAGUAGACAAUGUAAAGGAAGCUAGUUCAAUUCAUCUUUAAUGAUGGCCAUGCAAAAUGUAUUCAAUCAGAAAUCAGUUGAAAUAAAUGUAAA
Lingula anatina is the source of this 4687-nucleotide messenger RNA. RefSeq lists its product as uncharacterized. Gene Ontology annotation, biological process: regulation of transcription by RNA polymerase II. Gene Ontology annotation, cellular component: RNA polymerase II transcription regulator complex. The record is from RefSeq and is a predicted model, not a curated record. Lineage: Eukaryota; Metazoa; Brachiopoda; Lingulata; Lingulida; Lingulidae. Gene Ontology annotation, molecular function: DNA-binding transcription factor activity, RNA polymerase II-specific; RNA polymerase II cis-regulatory region sequence-specific DNA binding.